GUUCUUCUUUUCAUUCUUCAACUUCAAUCCUGUCUUGUCUCUUUCUUUUUUUGCUUACCUGCAACCGGUAUAAGCUGCGGUAACUCUAUGUUUUAAUCACCGUUUUUUGGUUACUCCCUUCUUUUUCUCUGCACUAACUUGAAAAUUCAUUUGAUAAUGUAGUUUGGUAAUAUGAAUGCUUGUUGACGUGGUGGCUUGCGCUUGAUCCCUCUUUUUUCACUGAAAAUAGGAAAUAAGUCACUUCAAUGUUUUGAUUAAAAAUCAACCACAACAUAGUGACCAUACCAUUUUCACCAUGACAAAGAUUACUCCCGACGUUGAAAUCAAGAUGCCAAUGGAGGCAGUUCCGCCAGUUUCAGCUGACGUGAGCUUCAUUUAUAAUAGUUUUCCCAAGUAUAAAUUGGGAGCCGAUAAUCAAAUUCUGGAAGAGCCCGUUGAGGAUAAUCAGGGUCCUUCUUUGAAGGAUGUUAUUGAACAAGAAGCUUCCAAUUUGUCAGACCAGCACAAGCGUAUCUCAGUUCGUGACCUUGCCAGUAAAUUUGACAAGAACUUGGCUGCAGCUGCUAAGUUGUCUAAUGAGGCAAAGCUAAGAGAGGUGGCAUCUUUGGAGGGACACGUUCUUUUGAAAAAACUAAGAGAUGCAUUAGAAUCUUUAAGAGGUCGUUUUGCAGGAAGAAACAAAGAGGAUGUGGAGAAAGCUAUCUCUAUGGUGGAAGCAUUAGCUGUUAAGUUGACUCAGAAUGAAGGAGAACUGAUUCAAGAGAAGUUUGAAGUGAAGAAGCUUGUCAACUUUCUCAAACAGGCUUCUGAAGAUGCUAAAAAGUUGGUUAAUCAAGAGAAGUCUUUUGCAUGUGCUGAAAUUGAAAGUGCAAGGGCAGUGGUGCUGAGAAUUGGAGAGGCACUUGAGGAACAAGAAAAAGCUUCCCAAGCUUCUAAACCACAGGAUGUGGAUGGACUAGUAGAAGAGGUUCAAGAGGCUAGAAGAAUCAAAUUGUUGCAUCAGCCAAGCAAGGUGAUGGCCAUGGAAUAUGAACUCCGUGCUCUAAGGGAUCAAAUUCGAGAGAAAUCUUUAUUUUCAAUUAAGCUUCAGAAAGAGCUAACCAUGAGCAAGAGGGACGAGGAAAAUAAAUCUCGUUUAUAUAUGUUAGAUGGUUCUGACGCUUUGGGUUCAUAUCUGCGAAUCCGGCCCUGCUCAGACGAAGUGCCACAGGUUUCAAAAUGUUUAUUUCAGUGGUAUCGCCUGUCAUCUGAAGGCAGCUGGAGGGAAGUUAUUUCAGGUGCCAAUAAAUCAAUUUAUGCUCCUGACCCGUCUGAUGUUGGGAGAAUCUUACAAGUAGACAUUGUCUCCAAUGGCAAAAAACUUACACUAACAACUAAUCCCAUUCAAACUGUUUCAGGACUUGGAAGCCAUGUGGAGGCACUUCUACGAAAAUCUAAUACUGAUUUUAAUGUAGUUAUUUCUCAGAUGAAUGGAAAAGAUCACUCUUCACAUUCUACUCAUUCAUUUAACGUGGGGAGAAUGAGGAUAAAGCUAUGCAGAGGUUGGAUUACAAAAGCUAGAGAGAUUUACUCCCCAUCCAUGCAGCUUUGUGGAGUCCGAGGUGAUGCCAGUAACGCAGCGAAGGCAUUGUUUUGGCAAGCUAGGAAAGGGCUCUCCUUUGUAUUAACCUUUGAAUCCGAGAGAGAAAGAAAUGCAGCCAUUAUGGUUGCCAGGAAAUAUGCUCUUGAUUGCAAUGUCGUGCUUGCUGGGCCAGAUGAUCUAGUGUAGAAGCAAAAUUAACUGACCGAGUUUUUCCAACAAACGUGAGUUUUAUCAGAUUCUUGGUGUGAGUAUACAUGUGUGCUUGUUUUGUUAAAGAAAGAUAUGAUUUUAUCUUUGUGAUUGGGUUUCCACUAAUUGGGUUGCAUUGUUUU
This is a messenger RNA of Abrus precatorius (Indian licorice), 1914 nucleotides long. Its product is annotated as stomatal closure-related actin-binding protein 2-like. The transcript is spliced from 14 exons. Gene Ontology annotation, molecular function: actin binding. The record is from RefSeq and is a predicted model, not a curated record. Lineage: Eukaryota; Viridiplantae; Streptophyta; Magnoliopsida; Fabales; Fabaceae. The coding region runs from base 296 to 1768 and encodes 490 amino acids. Gene Ontology annotation, biological process: actin filament organization; regulation of stomatal movement.